Cladophialophora immunda is the source of this 1096-nucleotide messenger RNA. RefSeq lists its product as uncharacterized. The record is from RefSeq and is a predicted model, not a curated record. NCBI's taxonomy places the organism in Eukaryota, Fungi, Ascomycota, Eurotiomycetes, Chaetothyriales, Herpotrichiellaceae. Bases 352 to 975 code for a protein of 207 amino acids. The transcript has a single exon.
CUCAAGGACAGGAUACCGACUGCGGGCUGAAGUGAGAGCUUCCAGCUUGGCGAUAGUCUCGAUGCAGUGCAAUGCACGUGUUAGUUGUUCCUUGAGCCCAUUAUGACAGUCGACAGGCACUGCGAGAGCCUCGAAUGUGCAGGAAGAUCCUAGUGGCUUCUGGAAGGUGCUGGCUUCUGAUUGGCCAGGCCUCCCAUUUUCUAACCUCAUAAGAAGGCUGUGAAGAACAUUUCCAGACAUUGACAAGUACGAUCACUGCGUCAACUCAUAUCUUCUAACCAAAACACAAGUCUUGGAGACUACUAGACAUCUCUCUCCUUUGGGAAAUUGGUCCAUACCUAAACGUCAAACAUGGAACCUGGACUGAACUCGCUGUUACAAUGGGGUAUCGAGAACUCGGACGCUGGUCGAAACCCGGAUCAGCCAGCCCGAGAACCCCGGGGUCUGACAGCUGAUGUACUACGCUCGUUGAUGGGCGGGCCAAGCGACGCCGACUUGAUGCGAGAAGCCAUGGCCAUCAUCGGCUCCUCCGACCCGGAAGUCACGCACGACGCGAAAAUGACGGCCUUUGACAACCUCGAACAACUGGUCGAAAACAUCGACAAUGCCAACAACAUGGAGCCGCUGGGCCUGUGGACGCCACUCCUGGCGCAACUCGAGAGCCACUCGGCCGACUUGCGACGCAUGGCGGCCUGGUGCAUCGGCACGGCGGUCCAGAACAACAUCAAAGCCCAGGAGCGGCUCUUGGCCCUCAACGGCAUCGACAGACUCGUCCAGGUCUCCCUCGAUGACGCGGACAAGAGUGUACGAAGAAAAGCCGUGUACGCACUUAGCUCGGGCAUCAGGAAUUACCAACCCGCCAUGAACGAGGCGGUAAAGCGCUUGCCCAAGGAUAUUGUCGGCCCAGAUCAGGUCUCUGCGGCGGAUAUGGAUGUCAUUGAUGCCAUCAUGGGCAAGCUCAGAGAAAGGGAGUGAGUGAGGCAAGAAGCAAAAGGGAGAUACCGACCGGAGAAAAGUUCAAGUGGCAAUACAUCAGUCCUGUAGAAGAGGACCGAAAGACACAGUCCACCGGCGGCAAGAGAUGUUUGCCCCCCCC